Molecule: messenger RNA, 4590 nt
Organism: Penicillium maclennaniae
Lineage: Eukaryota; Fungi; Ascomycota; Eurotiomycetes; Eurotiales; Aspergillaceae
Exons: 4
Coding region: 1-4590 (1529 amino acids)
Source: RefSeq, a predicted model, not a curated record
AUGGACGAGAUGCUGUCCGAGGAUUUGCCUUCUUCUCUGGCGUCGGAGAUGACCGUGCGGAUUCGCCUCCAGAAUGAUCCACAUGAUCUAUCGCCCGCAUCGGUGCCUCUUCCUCCUUCUCCGUUGCCAGCGAUGUCCUUUCCCGAGAUGGGGCCAGGUGAGUCGGCUGGCUCGGGCCGUCCCAGUCCCAGGUCCAGUCCCAGGUUAAUAUUGGACGAUGACCUCGGACACCUCAAACUCCCACCUGUCCAGGAUGAACCCAGGGUCUCUUUUGAGGAUUUUGCCAAUCGCUAUCGUCAGAGCCAGCGCAAACAGACCCAGAGAAAACGCUUGGAAACCCGCCUGCGCGCCGCCAAGGUGUCGAUCGGGGUUUCGUCGCGUAUCCUCCGCAUCGGGAAUACCGUGCAACGCGGUUUAGUCGAAGCCCUAAGACAAGAUGACAAGGCCAACUUUGUGUCUCUGUACCACAUGCUCUAUGACCUCCAGGAAACGUGCGUAUCCAGCGCACGACUUGACGAGCAGGAUCUGGACGAACACGAACCAUCGGAUCCCGAAGACCGUUCGGAUUUCUUUCAUCAACUAAGCCCUCAGUCUCGCGCGGAUCUGCUGGAGAUCUUGCGCCUGGUUCGUUCGGAUCCUCAGUUUCUCGUCGACCGACUGCGCAGUUUCUCCUCCGCUCAAUUAGCGGCUUUUACCUCUCCGGCUACCUCUUUAGACUCUGGUGACCCUGCUUUCCCUUCGUCGCGCUCGAGGAGCCAAUAUUCCUUUAAUCGAACCCCGGCCCAGUCAGCUGCAUUCAAGGACCAUGCGUAUGCUUUUGAAAGGACCGAUCCGCUUUCUAUCUUACUUUGUAACGUUUUUGCCGCACCACUGGAGCCCGAGACGCCCGAGGCCAGCCUGCGCAUUGAUGUCUGGUCCUCGGUCUGCGCCCAACUAAUGUCCCAUGGCAGCAGUAAAUUCUAUCCUCUCAUCGGUCAGGUCCUGUCCUCCUGGGCAACGGGCAGCAAUUGGAAGGCCCGUCCCAAAUUUGAGCUCUACCUUAUGGAUAUCCUGCAAACCGGCGCGUUUCUUCUGGAACAUAUAGAUACCCCCGCCGGAUUGGAUUUUGCGGCUGAAGCCUUGGAUCCCCUCAGGACGGAUGUCGCCGAGGAGUUCUUUGCUUCUGCCGUGGAUGACUUGUUCCGCUUGCUCGACGAUCCCGAUGGAGGCUUCCCUCGUGCUGUUCUUCAGUUUGCUAAAGCAAUUCUCAGGAAAUUGGAUCAUCCUGAUAGCCGCAGUCGCUUCCUGGAAUAUCUUUUCGUUCAGUGGUUCUUUCCCAAAUUUCUCUAUAGCGCCUUGACGUACCCCGAGACUCACGGUUUGUUAUUGGACUUUCACAUUCGGAAAGAUGCGCGGGAGAAGCUGCUCGGUCAGGUUGGCCUGCGCGCUUACUCCCAAGUCUUUGCCGUUCUACGCUCCAUGAAUCAUUAUUCGAUUUUGCGCCCGACGAUUAAGCAACAUGUUGAUAAUAUGAUUCUUCGCUUCCAAACUUCAGUUUCUUCCGAACCCUCGACAGACCUUGCAUCAUCAACAAAGUCUUCGACUCGCAGAAAUCCUUCGUCCAGCUUUCUCUUGUUAUCUUCCACAGACGUACUUACUCUUUUAGACGCUCUUUUUCCUCAGCCUUGUCCUCCCGUUCACUCUUCUCCAGUCUCAGCCAGUCUCUCCUCCUGGCCUUCUAGCGUUUCGUCUUCCUACAAUCUUCGCUCCGAGCCACAUCUGGAACCUGUCUUCUUCCGACCCCGCAAUGCCGCGCCCUCUCAAAAUGGCUCUCUCUUUCCUGCGGAGAUAUUGCCUGUCUCUCCAUCGGAACAGGGCUUAAGCCAGCCCGCGGCUCGAAUCCGAUUUGAAUUGACUGAUUUAGACGAGCCACAAGAGCGGCCGAGGCUGGAGCACCCAUCUGAUGAAUACUGGACUAUAUUUUCCGUCGCCAAAGAUGGCCACAGUCUGACCUGGAGUCUACUUCCAGAAUGUGGGAAUGGAUCGUCGGGGGCAUCGGUCCAUGAUAGUGAUGAUGAUACCAAUUCAACGAAUUUGGGCCUGGAGGAAAAUCACGAGGCCUUGCAAACGGCUAUCGUCCGUCUAGUCAAGGACAAUCAUGUUUAUGAUUCGGAUGACAAUGAUCACUUGCCUGGCUCUGAACGGUCGAAACCGCUCACGUUGAAGGACCGGUUCAAUCAGGCCAUGGCUUCUACUCAUCAUUAUUCUGACUUUGUGGGAGCACACUAUUGGUGGAAUGCGUCGAGACAACUUCGCCAAAGUCUAUCCGAUUCUUCGCGAGCAGACGAUUCUUGGAUCUUGGGACCGAUGCAUCGUUCGCGUCUCCAUUCUUUGAACAAGUCACGGGUCAUUAUUGAACGCUGUGAAAACGACUUUCUGUCUCUCGAUCAAAGUUUACGUCGACUUCAAGCGCAGGUCAAAGAGCUAAUGGGCACAAUCGCCAAGGUUCGCAAUAAGAUGUGGUACAUGACCGAUGUAAAGAACUCCAUGCGCUACGAAGAAGCUAGACAUGUGGCAAUGGCAUUGAAGACGAUGGUCUACCCGGCGAGAACGCCCGCCGAGUACGAAGACAGUCGAUCUCGAGGAGCACGAUCACUUGGGGGCUCCUUAUUCCAGAAGCCUGAGUUGCAGGUCAUGAACAUGAUGAAAGCACCGAGUAGCCAGGGUGGUCCGAAGAAGUUAUCUGACGAGCAAGUUGAACUCACCCGCAAGUGGCUGACCCACAAUGCGAUUGAGAACUUCUGCAAGGGCGAGGAGCGAAUCCACCGGUUCUGCUAUGAGGUUCGGACUAGCAUCCAUCGUCUGGUAGGGGGGACGAUGGCGGAAACCCCGGUGCUCUGGGCAAGUGAAUUGUUCCAGCGAGAACGAGCUAGAUACGAAGGCCAUGGAACCCGCGCCUUUCCUGGUCUCUCAAUGCCGACAACUCCUCGACCCUCUACGAACGCUAGCGAAGACCCGCUUCAGACUUCUCAUUUCCCUGGGAACGUCUUCUUUCCCGAUCCGCUGACGCGUCUCGUACAAGACAUUCCGUCUCUUGGGAACGCCCCUUCUUUUCAAAGUCUGAUCUCUGAUAAAUAUCGGUCGCAAAGAGACGUCCCCUCGGUGGAUGUUUCAUCUGUCGGAGGAUCUCCAACAAGAGCGGCUUCGACAUCGACUGGAGACACAUGCAGCACUUUUUGGUCCACGCCUCAACGACAUCCCAUGUAUGCGGCUAGCGUGUCGAGUGCUUACUCACGGCCGCCUUCCAUGUUCAGCGAGACCGCAACUCGGCAACCUCGUCGAGCUGAGCGCAAGGCCCAUGGCAAAACAGCUUUCAUGGACGACCUCCGUCAAACAUUGACCAGUUUAUUACUGAGUGAUCUUGGCUCGCCAGUAUGGAGCUGUGGAAGUGAGACGGACGCCUGGUUUACCAGUUCACUGGACCAAACACGGAUCCGAGUGCAGAUGCAGAGACGAGCUGCUAUUCACAAAUUUUAUUCUGACUAUGAUGAGCGAUCGAAGCAUCUUCGGGAGCGAAAAGCACCUGGAGUCCGACGGAGCAGGUCUCUGAAUUCCCUUGUUAUGCGCGUUCGCAGCACCGCCAGCACAAAGACGACGAAUAGCAAGCGGGCACCUCAAUCUGAAGAUGAGGCUGCUUUCUCGUAUAAGUCUGUCUUCCGCCGGUUGAUUGAAGUGUUCUCGCGUCAUGGCAACCCAUUUGUCAAAUUGAAUGCACUGCGGGAUCUGCGAUCAUUGGUAGUUGCUUCACUAAUUCCAGCACAAGACGCUGAAUCACAUGGCACAAACCCAGGACCGGCUGAAGACGAUAACUUGGUGCGUAACAAUCGCCCUCGAUCGCGGCAACGCACCCGCCACAGCUUCUCGGAAAGUCACGCGACAGACAUGCCACAGUCGGAGAUGGGGGUGCAUACAUGCUCCUCGCCCGACUCUGUCACCUGUGGCUCCAGAAGGUCGGAUUGCUCUGCUCCAUCCGAGGACCAGAUUGUUGCCACGCUACGUGAUUUGAUCCUAGAUGUCAAACCCAAGACUCUCUUCCGAGAUUUACAAUUUAUCUCUGCAUUCGUGCCGGGAGACCAACUCAGCAAGACCGAUCGCGGGACGGCAUUCCUUCAAUUUGGUCUCGCUGCACUUAGUCUGAAGGACGAAGUCUGUCAUAGCAUGGUCGAGAUUGCAGAUCACAUCGUAUCCCAAGAACUUAUGCGACGACACCCGCUCCCGGGGUCUGAUUUCUAUCCCCGACCCGGUCAUGCCAUCGAGGACGCAGCUUCAAUGUGGAUCAUUACUGCCAAGGAAGGCAACCCAGUCGCCCAGCGAGAACUGGCUAUUCUCUAUCUAACGCACCCUGAGCUGCUUCCUCGUGUGACUCUCCCCCUCACUCGACCGCGGGACACCUUCAAAGCAGAGAUGAUGUACCGACGUGGCAAGGACUCCAAGUCCGAUCCGCAGAGUAUGUGUCUCGCACUGCACUGGAUGCAGUUAUCCGCCAGCGGAGGCGACACGCUCGCGCGCAAUCGACUCCGCGAACGAGAUGAGUUCGAUUCUAUUGCAUGA